Messenger RNA from Tupaia belangeri chinensis (Chinese tree shrew), 4126 nucleotides. It is a transcript of the gene AASS, whose product is annotated as aminoadipate-semialdehyde synthase. Bases 127 to 2907 code for a protein of 926 amino acids. Lineage: Eukaryota; Metazoa; Chordata; Mammalia; Scandentia; Tupaiidae. The record is from RefSeq and is a predicted model, not a curated record. Gene Ontology annotation, molecular function: saccharopine dehydrogenase activity. Gene Ontology annotation, cellular component: cytoplasm. The transcript is spliced from 24 exons.
CCCCCUUCCCGGCCCCCAACCCAACUUCUGCUCGGAAUUCAGAACUCAUUCUGCCCAGGCUCGGGAGCUCAGAGUUGCCCGGGGACCGGUCAGCGUCCCAGAGCCGACGAGCCAGCAGAUUUCGAGAUGUUCCAAGUACAGAGGGCCAGCCUGGGCAGGCUGGGGGUCAGCUUCUCCAAAGGUCUUCACCACAAAGCCGUGUUGGCCCUCAGGCGGGAGGACGUGAACGCCUGGGAGAGAAGGGCCCCGCUAGCGCCCAAGCACAUCAAAGGGAUCACCAACCUGGGAUACAAGGUCUUGAUACAGCCUUCCAAUCGGCGAGCCAUUCAUGAUAAGGAAUAUGUCAAAGCUGGUGGCAUUCUCCAGGAGGAUAUUUCUGAAGCUUGUUUAAUUUUGGGAGUUAAAAGACCUCCAGAGGAAAAGUUAAUGCCCAGGAAGACGUACGCCUUCUUUUCCCACACGAUUAAAGCUCAGGAGGCCAACAUGGGCUUGUUGGAUGAGAUUCUAAAACAGGAAAUACGACUUAUUGAUUAUGAGAAAAUGGUGGAUCAUAGAGGAACACGGGUAGUGGCAUUUGGACAGUGGGCAGGUGUGGCAGGAAUGAUCAACAUUUUGCACGGAAUGGGUUUAAGGCUCCUUGCUUUGGGACACCACACACCUUUUAUGCACAUUGGCAUGGCUCAUAACUACAGGAAUAGCAGUCAGGCUGUGCAAGCCGUCCGUGAUGCUGGCUAUGAAAUAUCUCUGGGUUUGAUGCCAAAGUCAAUAGGGCCCUUAACAUUUGUGUUCACAGGGACUGGUAACGUGUCCAAGGGAGCCCAGGAAAUUUUUAAUGAAUUGCCCUGUGAGUAUGUGGAACCCCAUGAAUUAAAAGAAGUUUCCCAAACCGGAGACCUCAGAAAAGUGUACGGGACGGUGUUAAGUCGUCAUCAUCAUCUUGUCAGGAAAACAGAUGGUGUAUAUGAUCCUGUAGAGUAUGACAAAUAUCCUGAGCGCUACAUAAGUCGUUUUAAUACCGAUAUUGCACCCUAUACAACUUGCUUAAUUAACGGAAUCUACUGGGAACAAAACACCCCUCGCCUGCUAACCCGCCAAGAUGCUCAGAGUCUUCUGGCUCCGGGCAAGUUCUCGGUUGCUGGUGUGGAAGGCUGCCCUGCAUUGCCACACAAAUUGGUGGCCAUAUGCGACAUUUCAGCUGACACAGGAGGCUCCAUAGAGUUUAUGACUGAGUGUACGACAAUAGAGCGUCCCUUCUGUAUGUAUGAUGCAGACCAGCACAUAAUUCAUGACAGCGUUGAAGGUUCUGGGAUUCUGAUGUGUUCCAUUGACAAUCUGCCAGCCCAGCUUCCAAUUGAAGCUACAGAAUGUUUUGGAGACAUGCUCUACCCCUAUGUUGAAGAAAUGAUAUUAUCUGAUGCAACACAGCCCCUUGAAAGUCAGAAUUUUUCUCCUGUGGUGAGAGAUGCAGUGAUUACAUCCAAUGGCACAUUGCCUGACAAAUAUAAAUAUAUCCAGAAACUCCGGGAAAGCAGGGAGCGUGCUCAGUCACUUUCGAUGCGUGCCAAGAAAAAGGUCCUGGUUCUUGGAUCUGGCUACGUAUCUGAGCCGGUAUUGGAAUACCUGUCAAGAGAUGGCAAUGUAGAGAUUACAGUAGGCUCUGACGUGAAGACUCAAAUUGAGCAUUUAGGCAAAAAAUAUAACAUUAAUCCCGUUAGCAUGGACAUUAGUAGACAAGAAAAGAAGUUGGGCUCAUUGGUGGCGACGCAGGAUCUUGUCAUCAGCUUGUUGCCAUAUGUAUUGCACCCUCUUGUGGCCAAGGCGUGCAUCUCAAGCAAAGUUAACAUGGUCACUGCAAGCUACAUCACACCAGCGCUCAAAGAAUUGGAAAAGAGUGUGGAAGAUGCUGGCAUCACGGUCAUUGGCGAACUGGGUUUGGACCCUGGUCUUGACCACAUGUUGGCAAUGGAAACCAUAGAUAAAGCCAAAGAAGUGGGAGCCAAGAUUGAAUCUUACAUUUCCUACUGUGGUGGGCUUCCAGCCCCUGAACAUUCAGACAAUCCUUUGAGAUAUAAAUUUAGCUGGAGUCCCCUGGGAGUGUUGAUGAACAUCAUGCAGCCGGCCACCUAUCUGCUCAAUGGAGAGAUUGUGAACGUCGCAGGGGGAGUCUCAUUUCUUGACGCGGUUACUUCCAUGGAUUAUUUCCCGGGAUUGAAUUUGGAAGGCUAUCCUAACAGAGACAGUACAAAAUACGCUGAGAUUUAUGGCAUUUCAUCUGCUCACACUUUGCUGCGGGGAACACUGAGAUACAAGGGAUAUGCCAAAGCUUUGAAUGGAUUCGUAAAACUGGGUCUUAUUAAUAGAGAAGCAUUUCCUGCCCUUCGACCUGAGGCCACUCCUCUCACCUGGAAAGAACUCCUCUGUGACCUUGUUGGAAUUUCACCCUCCUCCAAGCGUGACGUGCUUAAGGAAGCUGUCCUGAAGAAACUAGGAGGAGAUACUGCCCAACUGGAAGCUGCCGAAACGCUGGGCUUACUUGGGGAUGAACAAGUCCCUCAAGCAGAGUCCAUUGUAGAUGCACUGUCCAAGCAUUUGGCCAAGAGACUUUCCUAUGGCCCUGAAGAAAAAGAUAUGAUAGUGAUGAGAAACAGCUUUGGAAUUAGACAUCCUUCUGGACAUUUGGAAAACAAAAUUAUUGAUCUUAUUGUUUACGGGGAUGUCAAUGGAUUUUCAGCAAUGGCUAAAACUGUGGGGUUACCGACCGCCAUGGCAGCCAAAAUGCUGCUCGAUGGUGAAAUUGAAGCCAAAGGUCUGAUGGGGCCCUUUUCAAAGGAAAUCUAUGGACCAAUACUGGAGAGAAUUAAAGCAGAGGGCAUUAUAUAUACCACACAGAGCACAAUCAGACCAUAAUUGGGAAUUACACUUUAUUUUCAUCUUCCCAGGCAACACAGCUAUGAACAUUUGUGUGACAAACGUGCUUGCUAAUUUUUCAUUUUAAUGUCUAAAGCAUGAUAUGUUUUAAUUAAGUCAAUGUAAUUGUGUUUUUGAAAUAUGAAUCUCUUUUGGUAUAAAAACAUUUGGAAUAAGAAAUGCCAGUCAUUACUAGAGAACUUUAAUAAUUCUACCACUUUUUUAUAUGUAUGUAAAAGUGAUGAUGAUCAUGCCAUUUGUUAAUUUAUUGUCACUUUUUUUCUUACAAGAAUGUAUUUUCCUAUAAUCAACAGAUGAGUUUUACUUUUUUAGUAAAAAAAUUUUCUCAUAUGGCUAUAUUUUUGUAUUUUAAAAAUGGACUCAGUUAUAUAUCUUUCGAGCACCUGACUACAAACCUUUGCAAAAAUGUUUCAUGCUUUUUUUGUGAAGUUGUGAUUGUUUUUAGUAAAUUUAUUUUCUCAUGGGUGUUUGCAAAAGGGAAUAAAUAAGAUUAGUUUACAAUACACAUGAGCACCUCAUUAGCCACAGAAAAAGUAUUACUCAAAAUCUUACAUGCUUUUAUGAUAAAAGCAUGCAACAAACUAAGAAUAGAAGGGAAGAUCAUCCACUUGAUAAAGAGCAUUUAUGAAAACUUACAGGUAACAUCAUACCUAAUGGCGAAAGACUGAAUGCUUUUCUAAGAUCAGAAGCAAAACAAGGACGUCUGCACUGCCACUUCUAUUUCACAUAUGUAGGAGGUGAAGCCAGUGCAACUGGUCAAGAAAAUGAAAUAAAACGUAUCUAUAUUGGAAAGGAAGAAGCAAAACUCUAUUUUCAGAUGUUAUGAUCUAAUGCAUAUAAAUUCAGAAGACAUUCAGAGAAAAUCCAAAGACAUACUAUCAUAAUAGAAAACAAAACAUUAGGACUAAUAAAUGAAUUCAACAAAGACACAGGAUACAAUGUUAAUAUCAGUAAUUAUUGUUACAUAUGGUAUCAAUAAAUAAAAAAAGACAUUAAAAAGUUCAGUUUUCAAUAACAUAGAAAAUAAUAAUAUAGCAAUAGAAUUGAUAGUCUAGAAAUGAUGUUUGCAUUUAUGGUCAUUUGAUAUUUGAAAUGGGUGUUAAGACAAUUCAAUGGUGGGGAAAAGGGUUUGUUUUAUUAUUAUUUUAUAAAAUGGUGCUUGGACACCUGGAUAUCCACAUGCAGAAUACUAAAGUUG